Molecule: messenger RNA, 1425 nt
Organism: Daucus carota subsp. sativus
Lineage: Eukaryota; Viridiplantae; Streptophyta; Magnoliopsida; Apiales; Apiaceae
Product: zinc finger BED domain-containing protein RICESLEEPER 2-like
Exons: 4
Coding region: 1-1425 (474 amino acids)
Molecular function (GO): DNA binding
Source: RefSeq, a predicted model, not a curated record
AUGGAUUCGGGAUUAAACACUAGUCAGAGUACUGGAUCUGAAGAUGCUGCUGAUAAUAACCAUAUAAUUGAAGAGCCCGAGUCCGAGAAGCCAGAUCAAGAGGAAGUAUCGCGAAAAAGAAAAAGUGGCAGCCUUGAAACUCAGGAGUCUAAUCAGCCUUACCAAAAGAGGCCGAGGAAGAAGAGCUCUCGUUGCUGGCGAUAUUUGGACCAGGUUGAGGAAAAGAAUCAGAGGUUUGUAAUUUGUAAACUUUGCAAAUCAAAGAUGAAAUUAGGGAGUUCGGGCUGCACAACAACAUUAAACAGGCACGUUGAUAAAUGUAAGAGGACACAUGGACAGACAAGUCAAGCAACACUUCAGUUUCAACCGAGCGAUUCUGUCUCAUCAGAGGUAACACUUGGUAAUUUCAAAUAUGAUCAUGCUGAAAUGAGAAAAGUCAUUUCUCAUUACAUUUUAGUAAAUGAAUUACCAUUUAGGCAUGUUGAAAGCUUUAUGUUUGACAAGGUAAUGAGAACAGCUACCCCUUUUUGGCAGAAAAUCAGUAGGCAUGUUGUUAAAAAGGAUUGUGUUAGUACUUAUGAAAUUGAGAAAAAUAAAUUAAGAGAAUUGUUGAAAUCUGUUAGGAAAAUUAAUAUCACAACUGAUAUGUGGACUUCCUCACAUCAGAAACUUGGUUAUAUGGUUGUCACGGGUCAUUGGAUAGAUUCUGACUGGAAUCUUAACAUGAGGGUCCUGACUUUUUGUAAUGUCCCUCCCCCACAUAGUGGAUUUGUAAUUUCAGAAGCUUUGCUCAAAUGUUUUAAUGAAUGGGGAAUAAUUGAUAAAAUUGGGACAUUAAUUGUAGACAAUGCUGCUGCAAAUGAUGAUGGGUUAGACCCAACACAGGAAAUUGUUGAUCAGGUAAGGGAUGGGGUUAAAUAUAUAGCAGCCUCGGAAAGUCGUAGAAUUAAGUUUGCUGAAAUAUCCAUGUCACUAGGCUUGAAGUGUAAAAAACUGAUUUUGGAUGUAUCAACUCGUUGGAACUCGACAGAUAAUAUGCUGUCAUGUGCAAUUGAGUUCAAAAAUGUAUUUCUUAUAUAUAGCAUAGCUGAUCAGGGGUUUAGGGAAUAUGUUCCAAGUGCAGAUGAUUGGGAUAGAGUUGCUGGUGUGUGCUCCUUUCUUCAGGUGUUUUCAGAUGUCACGAAAGUUGUCUCUAGAACGGAGGAAGACAAAGAAGCUAAUAAAAAGAGGCAUGAAUCAAGUGAAAUGUCUUCUUGUGAUGCAAAGUUUAUGUAUGAACAACGGGAAACACCCAAUGGCUUAAAUGAUUACGAGAGUUUUAUUCGGGAAAGUGGAGGUAUAAUUGAGCCCACAAAGUCAGAAUUGGAGGAGUACUUAAGCGAACAAAUUGUGGCUCCAACUUCAAAGUUCGAUGUUAUAGCUUGA